AUUUGUAUAAUGCUGUCUUAAUUGCUAUUUUGUUUAAACAAAUGAAUACCGGCCAUUUUACAGUUUGUCAAGUCUAACCUCAAAAUAUAGAUCGUAACUACUUCACAUCUUAUACAAAUUAUUCACCCCAAAAUGAGCAAUUUGAAGGUGUGCCGUUUGUGUUUAAACCCAAAUCAUUUGAUAGACGUUUUUUAUUCGAAAACAUCAUGCGCUGGCAUUAAUCACUUGAGAACCUGCAUAUUGCAGUGUACUGGUACAAAUAUAUUAUUUGAGGAUAAAUUUCCAAAAUAUGUAUGUAAACCGUGUUGUGAUGUGUGUUUAAGAAUAUUUGAGUUUCGGAAACAGGCACAAGCUACUGAAAGAGCCCUUAAAAAUUUUGAUCAACAAGAAAUUUCAGCAAAUUCAAAUUUACUGAUCAAUAAUAAACAAACUAAUUUAAAUAUUCAAGUACCAUUAAGCAAUACGAACAAGAAGCAAGAUCCAAAGCAUAGUCAGCCAAGUGUACUAAAUACUAUUAAACCACAUGUGGAUCUGGUUUGUGGACCACCUAAGCAAGUUAACCUUGCCAAUAUUAACCCUGUAGUGGUGUUGGACUCAAAUUGGAAAUAUCAAUAACUAGUGAACUCAAUAAGUAUAAGUACAUAGUCAAAAACAAUUCAAUUAGACAAAUUUAAAAGCAUUAUUUUUACAUAAUAUUAAGCUACAAAAUCUUCUUGAGAAUAAACAAAACAGAAAAAAAAAUUUAAGUACAUUCAAAAUAUUCAUUAUAGUUAUUCGAAAAAAGAUAAAAUCACAUUGCAAUAAUUUUGAACACAUGUACCAGUGCAAUUCAAACACUCAACAUUUAAUUAGUGCAAUUUAAUGGAUAUGUUAGUAAUGUGAGCUCUCAAGUACAUAUUUAUGAAGAACAAAAAGAUGAUAAAGACUUUGAUUAAUUGUUGAAGAAGCAAUUGUGAUCUCAAUACAAAAUUUAUUUUUAAUUAUGUCAUUGCAUUGUUAAAAUAUUAUGUUAAUAUUAUAACAUUAUUUUGUGUUUGCAAUAGUUAUAUCAUGUUAUGUUAAUUUUAUUUUUCAUGGUGAAAUAAUGUUAAUAUUCUAAUUAAAAUUCUUAUUUCUA
Molecule: messenger RNA, 1117 nt
Organism: Onthophagus taurus
Lineage: Eukaryota; Metazoa; Arthropoda; Insecta; Coleoptera; Scarabaeidae
Source: RefSeq, a predicted model, not a curated record